GCUCCGUGACAGAUCCGGCGACACAAGCAUCUCCCACCCCGCGCCACCACGAUGCCCAAGAGAAAGGUUAGCGCGGAUGGAGCGGUGAAGGCGGAGCCCAAGCGCCGCUCCGCGAGGCUGUCCGCCAAGCCCGCCCCUGCCAAGGUGGACGCGAAACCGAAAAAGGCCGCCGGAAAGGAUAAAGCAUCAGACAAAAAAGUGCAGAUAAAAGGAAAGAGGGGUGCAAAGGGCAAACAGGCUGAAGUGGCUGACCAUCAAACUACAGAUCUGCCUGCAGAAAACGGAGAGACGGAAAACCAGAGUCCAGCCUCUGAAGAAGAGAAAGAAGCCAAGUCCGACUAAGCGUCCAUCAUGUCUGUCAGUCUCCCUGCCUCCCUUCUUGUACAAUCCAGAGGAAUAUUUUUAUCAACUAUUUUGUAAAUGCGAGUUUUUUAGUAGCUCUAGAAACAUUUUUAAAAGGUGAGGGAAUCCCACCUCA
Messenger RNA from Apodemus sylvaticus (European woodmouse), 478 nucleotides. Its product is annotated as non-histone chromosomal protein HMG-14-like. Bases 52 to 342 code for a protein of 96 amino acids. NCBI's taxonomy places the organism in Eukaryota, Metazoa, Chordata, Mammalia, Rodentia, Muridae. Gene Ontology annotation, cellular component: chromatin; nucleus. Gene Ontology annotation, molecular function: nucleosomal DNA binding. The transcript has a single exon. The record is from RefSeq and is a predicted model, not a curated record. Gene Ontology annotation, biological process: chromatin organization.